AUGUCAGUUGAACUUCUAAACCAGAUGAUUGAUGUAGAAAAGCUGAUAAACCUGCUACCUCUGUAUGUGAAUGAUUCCCUCUCCAUGUUUUUGUGCCAAAAACCAAGCUUGAACAAUUUCUUGAAAGCUCCUCAAACUACUUGGAUAACUACUAAUGGAACAAAGACAUUUCAAGAGAUUCUGUGCCAAAAUUCCAUGAACUGGAGCCAAAUUGACCAGCUUUCAACCAUUACCAACUUGCAGCAAAUGCUUCAUGACAUUACUAUCAUGAACACUGUGUCGAAUACUUUACAUGGACUGCACGAAGCCAUCAACAGAUCCCAAGAGAUACCCACAGAUGUGAAGGAAAUCUUGAAUACACUCACCCAAGCAAAUAUUGGAAAAAUUGCCACCCCACUACUAAUGCUUGCAAAUGGAAGUGACAUAUAUAAAAAUGUUCUCAACAUUGGUGAAUAUGUUUAUGAAAAGGCCAAAUCGCUUUAUGGUUGCAACCAAACUGUUAUAACGAUGGAGAAACUCGUCCAGCUUACAUCGUUAAUGCUAAAGACAGCUGCAGAAUUACCAAAUUAUCUGAGAGUUACCUCGAAUAAAACUCUGAGCUCAGUAUUCAGCAAACUGCAUGCAUUUGGUCCGAAUGUUACUCAAACUAUACUAACAGAAAUUGUACAUCCUAAGAUGAUCCAGGUAUUUUUGGAGAAUAACCAUAAUGUUUCCAAUGUGUUGUGCAAAGAACAUUUCUUGCAUACUGGUAUGAGUAUGGGUCAACAGCAAAAUCAUCCAGUAUCAUUUUGCACCCCACAUGAUGUGCAAGCUAUUCAGAAAGUGUUAUCAAAAUUGCCACUGGAUCAACUAGAAACACUGUUCCAAGAAUUUUCUUCCGCUCUUUCCAAACUCCUACAUUCUUUUGCUCCUAAUCGUCAAAAACGUGACACUUAUAACAGCACCAGAGUGGUCGACAGUCAGGUUGUCAGCACAAACCCAGCAACUGUGUCUCUCUUGAUACAAGGCUUGGAUUCAAUCUAUCGAAGUAUGAGAGUAAUUCUUGAACAAUCCAACAUGUCUUGGGCAAGAGUGUUUCUUGAUUCCAGUCUGGAUAAUCUUCAGUUCUUGAUGAAGGCACCUUUGAAUGAACAUUACAUGAUUUCCAGUUUCUCUGCUUAUGUUCUUGAAUGGGGCCCCAAAUUAGAAAAAAGUCCAGUCUGGAUGUACAUUGGACCAGUACUAAAAGGCGGCCAUAUUAUGAUUGAAAAGAUGAAUUACCAGUUUGCUAAAUUAAAAGGUAUGGGAAUUGAUUCCUCUCAUUACAUAGCUCAAUUAAUUGAACUUCUUGACUACAUGGUACAAUAUGGACCGGAUUUCUUACCCAGUGUAUUUAACAUCAUUGAAAACCCACAUGUGCUUGACAAACUAAAAGUCGACUCUUGGGAUGUGGUUGGAAUUCUGUGUUCUGAUCAACAAAUCUUCCAGAUCAUGCAACUGCCACCUCAUGUACCAGUUGACCGAUUCCAGUCCCUCGUCUGUGGAUCAAACUUAACUCUGUUUAUUGUGCAGUUUACGUCUAUUUCUCAGAUUCCUCUGCAGGUUAACAAAUGGAUUGUAGACCGAGGAAUCGCCAUUGGCAAGAUAUUGGAUGAAAGUCAUAUGGUACCAGUUGAAGUAAAAAGACAAAUGAAAUAUUACCUACUUAUAUUUAAUAUUUAUCUUGAUGUCACCAAGGAAUUUAUUACUUUGUGGAAAGAGAAUCUGACAUCCACAAUGGUACCAAGUGGUCAAAUCCUGAUGGACUUUUUAAAUCAAUCAAUGUCUGUGCCCAAAGAAGCCCUCCAAAUCUUCCAAAAUACAUACGUAAAUUAUGAGGAGAUUUUUGUGCGACUGAUAACAGAAAAUGCUCUUGAGAAAAGGAUCUGCAAUAACUUACGGCUCCCUGAUAUCCUAGUAUUUCCUGCUGAAUUUAACCAGACACUGAUUUUAAAGUAUGAAAACUUGCUCUGUUCACUAAAGUGGACAGAUGUGGCCAAUCACCUUGAAAAGAAUGCCACCACCAACAAGAUUUCACAGGCUAUCCAUCUCCUUGGAGAUAAUCCCAACUUGGACAUCAAACUGAAUUGGACAGAAUUGUCUGAGAAGACAAAGUAUACAAUCAAGAUGCUGCCUACACUGACAAAAAUUCUUCAAAAGACUUACAUUGGCACUUUUUACAAUUUCUUCUUGGGUGAUCAGUCUGUAGUAAAUUGGAUGGCAUCAGAUGGUUCAAUUCUGACAGACAACAGAAAAAUGGAGAGCGCCAUAAAUGAAACAUUAAAUGUGGUCAGUUUGUUCCUCGAGACUUUUGUUUCAAACAAUGAAUUUGAAUAUUUAUCAAAGAAUUUGAAGAUUUUUGAAGAGAUUCUCUAUUUCAUCUAUCAAUCGAAUAUGAACAACCAGAUCAAUAAUUUGAUUCAACUCUUUUCAAGUGAUCCAGAACUUUUGGAACUGAUACGUCCAAUUCAACUUUCUCCAGUUACAGCAAAUACUCUCUUAAGAGUCUUUAUGAAAGUGGUUAAGGAUCCACAAAGUACGGUCACUGCUUUGAUGAAAGCUGAAACCUGGGAUAAAAUUUGUACAGAUGAAGCAGCAUUCACACAACUUUUUGGUAAAGAACUUGGCAUCCAAGGGAAUUUGCAAAAUCUGCAAAGGGUUCUGUGUAAAGACCUACUUUCUACCAACCUGACACGUCUUAUUGAAAAACUUCGACAGCAUAUACCUGAACUUGAUAUGAUGGCAAAAUCGAUUAGUCAGGUAACAGCAAAUUCUUUGGACAGCCAAAAUUUGGUGCCUGUUUCCAGUGGCAAAGUAGUUGAACAAUUAACAGCCUUAAAUAGAUUAACAGAAUCCAUGACUGGGGGAUAUAUGAAUGGGACUAUGAACACUAGUAUGCCGUCCAAGGAAUUGUUGUCAGUCUAUCAAAAAUAUCUGAAUAAUCAGUCCUCAGAGUUUGGAAGCCAAUUAAUGGAUACUAUUACUUCAAUUCUUGAAGUUCAAAUUAUGCCGCAAAUUCAGGUCCCACCGCAACAAAUGACAAUGGUGCUUAACUCUGCUGAUAAUUUCUUAAAGAAAUUUGAAAGUAUGCUCCCUGAUGAGAAAGGUGGCACAAUUGACAUGAACAAGAUGUUUGAUGGCCAACCUCAGCUGCAGAAGAUGUAUAAACAAAUGGAGGAUAUGCCAGAAGUAGUUUCAGCUGUUCUCUUCAAUGUCAUCACCAAUACUGACAAUGAUAAAUAUAUGAAUGUCUUAAAUUCAGCAUCCAUCAAUGAAAUGGGGCAGAAGAUGUGCAAUUUGGCAAAUAACGAAGGAUUUGCUCGUAUCGGUUGUUCUGUAUUUGACUUGAAUCGAUACAUAAGAAGAAUGUGUAAAAUGGAUUAUGAGGCAUUGCAAACAGAAAUGAUGUCUUUUAUGGCUGACAGCAAUCAGGGAAAUGAAAAUCAGUUGAAUUCGAUCGAGCAGGCUACGGAUAUUGAACCGUUAAUGAAAACAAUUGAAAAAGUGUGGAAGAAAAUGCCCACAUCUUCUGAUGCAUGGUCACUAUGGGAACCAGUUGAUAUGUGGAUGAAUAAGAUGCCGACCCUGAUAGCCAUGAAAGAUGAAAUGAUUCGAAUGGCACCUAAAAUAUUUAACCUUGAAAGCAUGAAAUACUUGGAAGAUAUGUUUGGCAUGUUCAAUAAAAUGAUGCCAUCAAUGAGACCACUGAUUCACUCAGCAGAUAUAAAUUCUCAAGUUCAAUAUCAUAUCUUUAAAUUUCUGAAUCUUCAGCUUGCCAGAAUUCAAGAAGAGAAAAAAGUUGUGCUGUCGGAUUUACUUGUAUCAAAACAAAUGCAGAAUCUGUUUACCUUAUUGGAGAAUUCUCCAAGAACUCUGGCGUUGCUUCAAGACACAUUAAUUGAUGCUUUUAUAAAUCCAAGCAAAUUGAUGCCUCUACUGAGCCUUGAUAUGAAGGUUUGCAGUGAUGUGCUGUUGUUUUCCAAGAUAUUCACCACUGACAGAUUUGUUAAACUUGGUUACACUCCUGAAAUGAUACAGUCAUUUGUCUGCAGUGAUGUUUUAAAUUUCAACUCUUCACAACUGUUGUCUGAACUUCGCAAUACUAUUCCAGGUUUACCCGAGUUGAUUUCUGGGCUAGAGAAAGUGUUCUCUGACAAUUCCACAGAAAAAACUAACUUUCCUGCACUUGCAAAUGAGAUUGUGAAAUUCCAGAAUUUAUUGUCAUCAACUCUUUCGAAACCUAUCAAGUUUGAACUUGGUUUCAACAUUAGUUGGAUUGACAGAAACACAUAUCUUAUGGUUGCACAAGAAUCAUUGCAUAUCAUGCAAUCUCUGAUAAAUAAACUCAACAUUCAAAGUUUCAAUGGCCUCCUUCAUUUGCUGGAUGCUGCUUCGACCACUCACUCUCCAAUGGCAAAUGACUUGAAAGUCAGUCUCUAUAUUCAACAACACUUCCUCAAGUUUCUUAAUCGACAGCUGGCUAAAAUUAAUGGAACUUCUUCGUUAAUUCUUGUGGAAUACGUAAAUUCAAAAGAACUAGAAAAAUUACUCAGCAUGUUAGAAUUUCGUCUAGAUGAUCCAGAACUAGAAAAGAUCCUGUUUGAUACAGCCCUUCAUCUGAUCCAACACCAAACAAAGGUAAGAAGUACCUUGAUGACACAUUCCUAA
Molecule: messenger RNA, 4686 nt
Organism: Acanthosepion pharaonis
Lineage: Eukaryota; Metazoa; Mollusca; Cephalopoda; Sepiida; Sepiidae
Source: the annotation of a GenBank genome assembly